GCCCGCUAUUAUCGUUGGGACGUCGGCCGGAGUUGGCUUUUCGACAGGGGAUUACAUGCACCCGUGCUACCUUUAUAAAGAAGCGACCAAAAAUGGAACAAACACAACUGUCCGUAAAUAUGACAUCUGUUGGUUAAACCCAACAACAUCGUUGUACAUUGGUACGGUUAUAGGCCCUGUGGCUUUCUGCUUAGGCGUCAAUGUCAUAGUAGCGCUCAAAGUAAUGCUAACACUCGGGAAGCUGAAAGCUCAAUCGCAACAACUUCAACCGCAGAAAAGUCGAGAAGCAGCUCAAACGUCAAUCAAGUAUAUUUCUUCGGCAAUAAAAGCGCUAGUGACGUUGCUUCCGGUGUUGGGAAUAUCAUGGGUGCUGGGAUUUUUCACAGGUGUUGAAAACUUAACCGCCUCCAUUGUGAUGAUGUAUAUUAACUGCGUUGUCAACGGUUUACAGGGGGUUCUGGUGUUUGUUUUGUAUUGUUAUCGUAACAAUGCGUUGAGGACGGUUCUGGAAAACAUUCGGUUGCGAAAAAUCAAGAAGAACAAUGAUAUCAACGAAAUGAUGACGGUUCCCACAAACGUCACUUCCACGUCACAGUGAUGUCACCAAUAUGUCACAGUAGUGAUGUCACUACAACUUCACACCAGUGCUUCACAUAUGUUGCCGAGCAUAAAGACAAUUUCCAUCAACGACGUUAUUUCUGCUUGAUCAACGUCCG
Messenger RNA from Ciona intestinalis (vase tunicate), 716 nucleotides. Lineage: Eukaryota; Metazoa; Chordata; Ascidiacea; Phlebobranchia; Cionidae. The record is from RefSeq and is a predicted model, not a curated record.